Messenger RNA from Bipolaris sorokiniana ND90Pr, 2132 nucleotides. RefSeq lists its product as uncharacterized. The transcript has 3 exons. The coding region runs from base 127 to 1824 and encodes 565 amino acids. Lineage: Eukaryota; Fungi; Ascomycota; Dothideomycetes; Pleosporales; Pleosporaceae. Gene Ontology annotation, molecular function: carbohydrate:proton symporter activity. The record is from RefSeq and is a predicted model, not a curated record. Gene Ontology annotation, cellular component: membrane. Gene Ontology annotation, biological process: carbohydrate transport; transmembrane transport.
GUGGAGCGGCGUUGCAGGAUCCUCCCCCCUCUCUCUUUUCCCCACCCUCGUUGCUGUCCUGAACCAGGUCAAUAGCACGUUCUCCUCGGUUCAACUGCCUGAUUGAUACCACAAGCCCUCGCAGAUAUGUCUGGCGAGAAGGAUAUCGAGCCUACUGCAGCUCCCAAGCUGGAACAUGAUACCGACUAUGAAGACAGUCACAAGCUCGCUGCCAACAAGGUCAUCAAUGACGCACGCCUGGCGUCAGACAAGGAGCGCAAGAUGACCCUCAUGCAGGGCAUCAAGCUCUAUCCCAAAGCCAUUGGCUGGUCGGUCCUCAUCAGCACAUGUAUCGUCAUGGAAGGCUACGAUGUCUGUCUGCUCAACAACUUUUUCGGUUUCCCGCAGUUCAAACAAAAGUAUGGCGAGCAACUUGCGGAUGGCACGUGGGAAAUCCCAGCACCAUGGCAGGCUGGAUUGUCCAAUGGAGUCAUUGUGGGCGAGAUCAUUGGGCUUUUCUUGAACGGAUGGAUCAGCGAGUGGAUUGGUUACCGCUAUACGGUAAUGGGAUGUCUGACUUUGAUCAUUGGCUUUACGACUAUCUUCUUCACUGCUCAGACGGUUGUGCAUCUGCUGAUUGCUGAGAUUCUCUGUGGUAUUCCGUGGGGUGUCUUCCAGACUCUUACUAUCACGUAUGCUUGCGAGGUUUGUCCCGUUGCCCUGCGUGGAUACUUAACAACAUAUGUCAACUUUUGCUGGGGUCUGGGUCAACUCAUUGGUAUCGGAGUCAUUCGCUCUCUCGUCGACCGGCCAGAUGAAUGGUCCUACCGCAUUCCCUACGCUCUGCAAUGGAUGUGGCCAGUUCCCCUCUUAAUCGGUGUCUUCCUCGCCCCCGAAUCCCCUUGGUGGCUCGUCCGCAAAGGUCGACUCGAAGACGCAAAGAAAUCGCUACUCCACCUCACCAGCCUUAACCGCGAGACCGAUUUUGACGCCGAAGAGACGAUUGCCAUGAUGGUCCACACGACCGCGCUCGAAGAGAAAAUCACCCAAGGUGCAAGCUACUGGGACUGCUUCAAGGGUACUGACUUGCGCCGCACAGAAAUCGUCUGCAUGGCUUGGGCAAUGCAGAAUCUCAGUGGCAAUGCUUUUUCCGGAUACUCGUCCUACUUCCUGCAACAAGCCGGUCUCUCACCUUCCACCUCCUACGACUUCGCAAUGGGCCAAUACGGCAUCAACAUGGCAGGCGUCUUCGGCGCCUGGUACCUAAUGAAAGUCGGAAUCGGACGUCGCACGCUCUACCUUGGCGGUCUCUGCGGUCUCUGCGUCAUGCUCUUCGUCAUGGGCUUCCUCGGCCUUGUACCUAGCUCCGAGCGCAAAACCAGCGCCAUGGCAACAGGCGCAAUGAUGAUUGUCUGGGCUAUGUUCUACCAGCUCACUGUCGGAACCGUAUGCUACUCGCUCGUCGCCGAACUGUCUACCCGCCGUCUAGCCAUCAAGACGGUCGUCUUGGGACGUAACUUGUACAACGUAAUCGGUAUCAUAACAUCCGUUCUCACUCCCUACAUGCUCAACCCUGGAGCUUGGAACUGGGGCAACUACGCCGGCUUCUUCUGGGGCGGCUCCUGCUUCCUCAGCAUAAUCUACACCUACUUCCGCCUCCCCGAGCCCCGUGGCCGCUCCUUCGCCGAGCUCGAUCUCCUCUUCGAGAAGAAAGUCAGCGCCCGCAAGUUCGCCUCCACCCAUGUCGACGUCUUUGAAGAUAGCCACGUCGAGGGCACUGCCGUCUUUGACAAGUAUGAGGAGAAAGUUGAUGCUGCUGUGAGAACCGAGUCUGUUGCUGCUUAGUGUUAAGAGAGUUUAAUGACGUUUGAUUGUUUUAGGGGAAUGCUUGAUACCGAAUGGUUGGGAGGACAUCUUUUCUGGGAUACCAAUGAUGAACUGCGUCGAUUUGUUUUGUUCUAUAUGAAUGUAUGAUGAGAUGAAAUCGGGCAUCUGUAUAUUCUAGGUCUAUUUAAUACCACGCUUAAACCCUUUCUACAUCGACUCCAUCUAUGAUAUCUGUACAAUUCACAAGUUGAUAUGUAACAAACCACGACUCGUAUACUUGAAACAAGAAGAGGGUAUCCAAAAGGACCAAUAGCACAAGCAAACAA